Messenger RNA from Rotaria sordida, 336 nucleotides. The record is from the annotation of a GenBank genome assembly. Lineage: Eukaryota; Metazoa; Rotifera; Eurotatoria; Philodinida; Philodinidae.
AUGAAUACCAAAAUUCUCAUUACUUUCGUAUUACUAUUAACUGUCACUGGAAUCAUUGCUAAACAAUGUUAUAGAUGUACGGGAUGUCCCAGACCGUUCAAGGGAAAUGAAGCAGGUGUCAACAAAGUCAAUGUUGGAGACAAUGAUUACUGUCAAAAAACGGUUGCAUUAGGUACUGAAAGUCGAGACAGUGGUGGUAAUGAUUGUACACCUGUAGAUAAAAUGAAAUAUUGUUGCAAAGGCCAUUUAUGUAAUGGAGCAACAAUAACUACAUUAACUAUCAAACUUUUGGCGGUAACAACUAGCUUGUUAUUUGUUGUACAAUUCUUCCAAUGA